AAGUGCUGAAUCAGGUUAGGUUAAGUCAGAAUGACGUACGAAGCGACACACACUGCAUUUAACGUGCGAUGUGUCAAAUUGACACUCGUUCGUUAACAUGCUCUUUCAUAUUAUUUGUUUAACGGUGUAGUGAUUCACGUAUUUCGGUCGACUAUGGAUUACACCUACGGCGACUCGACUUUGCACGAUACACCUUCUGCAGAAACGUGCAUUCCAUUCCCCCGGAACAACAGAACAAUCAUCACAGAUGUUUAUGCAGGAAUACCUGAUAACUUGUUAUUUAAUACAAUAGGCUUUCUGCUUUUACUUAUUUUAUUUGGCCUAUUACGUAAGAAGGCAUGGAACUACGGACGUUUAGCGUUACUGCACAAGUCCGACAACAGAUGGAUGGAAUUGUUCUAUGGUGUUAAUGAAAACAGAGAUACCGAUCCCUUGUGUAUAGAAGCUUCUGUCGAUUCUCAGUUUUCUCAAUUGGAUAAAGGAUUUCUAUCGUGGAUUGUCACUGCUUUUAAGAUUACUGACAAUGAAUUAUUGCAUCGUGCAGGCCCUGACGGGCUAUUGUAUAUUUUGUUCGAGCGUUGCUUAAUCAUCUUGACCGGUAUGAUGGUUAUUGUAUCACUGUGUAUAGCUUUACCAAUAAAUUUCCACGGAAAUAUGCAAGGGGAUAAUACAACAUUUAGUCAUACAACAUUAUCAAACUUGGAGCCUACUUCUUCUUGGAUUUGGGUACACACGAUAUUGAUCUUAUCUUAUCUGCCAGUUGGUGGGUUGAUUAUGAGACGCUGUUUAAAACAGGUACGAGAUACUAGGCCUACUGGCGAAUUAGCAGCAAGGACGUUAUUAAUUACAGACAUACCAAAACACCAGUGCACCAUUGAAAGUCUUACCGAAUAUUUUAAAGAAGCAUUUCCUACCUUAACAGUAGAAGAUAUUACUUUGGCUCAUGAUAUAAGACGUCUUUCAAAGUUAGAUGCGGAAAGGGAUUGUGCGGAACAAGCGCGCUUAUACUGCGAGAGUUAUGCUAAGAAGAGAGAACCUUUGAAAAUGUAUCCUUAUCCGUGCGGUCAAGUUCUUGGACAUUGUUGCAAAAAGCAAGUAGACGCUCAAGAAUUCUACACCAAUGAAGAAAUACGACUAACGGCAUUAGUUGAAGAGGAAAAGAAGGUGGCACUCAGUAAACCUCUUGGAGUAGCUUUUGUGACUUUAGGAACACCUGGUGCAGCCAAAACUAUGCGAAAACAACUGAGAUCUUUACCGUCUAUAAAAUGGAUCGUGGAUUACGCACCAACGCCGUCAGAUAUAUUUUGGGAAAAUUUGAGCAUUGCUAGACCGUGCUGGUAUCUGAAUGCCGUAUUAAUAAAUGUCGCACUGGGGCUUAUAUUAUUUUUCCUCACUACACCAGCUGUCAUAGUGACAGCCGUUAAUAGAUUACCAAUUACUGGAGAAAUUAAAAAUUUGAACCCAAUAGUUUCGUCCUUCUUGCCUACCGUGCUGUUAGUGAGUGUAGCCGCGUUAAUGCCCGUGUUAGUUGCAAGAAGCGAAUCGCUCGUUAGGCACUGGACCAGAAGCAGUUUAAAUCGUGCUGUAAUGAGGAAAACAUUGCUCCUUCUGUUACUAAUGGUGCUUAUAUUACCUAGUUUAGGAUUAACCAGUGCACAAGCGUUUUUAGAUUGGACGGUAAAUGCUCGAAAUAACACGGCAAGAUGGGAAUGCGUGUUUUUGCCAGAUCAGGGUGCGCUUUUUGUAAAUUACGUUAUAACAGCGGCCUUAUUCGGAAGCGGAUUGGAAUUGGUCAGGUUCCCGGAACUCGCGCUGUACACCUUCAGACUUUGCAUAGCUCGUAGUCGAGCAGAAAGGAUACAUGUUAGAAAAGCGGUAUUGUGGGAAUUUCCAUUGGGAGCUCAUUACGCAUGGUUGCUAUUAGUCUUCACUAUGACGACCGUGUACAGCCUAGCGUGUCCUCUGAUCACUCCUUUUGGUUUGCUAUACUUCGUAGUUAAACACUUGGUGGACAGGCAUAAUUUAUGCUUCGCUUACGGACCAAGCAUCGGCGGUGGCCAAUUGGCGGGAGCGGCGGUCGGUGCCGCAGGAGCCGCGCCUGUUUUAGCGCAAGCUGCUCUUUUAGCCAUAGGUCUGGUAAGAAGAGGUCUAUCUCCGUUAGCCGCGGUGCAACUCAGCGGCCUCGUUGCGAGUAUUCUGGGCCUAGUGACUGGUGCCGCGUUACCGUUCUCGAAAUCUAAGGCACAAGCGCCGAAGAGGGAUCUUUCAACGGGCCAGAAUUUCGUUGCGCCGGUAUUGCGAAAGAAUCAGUCGUCUAUGGAGGAAACCAUAUCGACCAUUUCAGACUCCAACUUACCAAGCCCGAGAAGCACCACUUCUACCUUACAAGAGAGCCCAAAGCUUUACCAAAACUACGGCAGUGAACAGAGAGUUUAAUAACUGUGUUUAUAAUACUCUGUCUGAUAUCUCGAAUAUAAGAAGCUCUGUAAACUUAUUUAACAAAUUUGUUCUAAAAAAUAUCAGGUAAUUACGUAACUUGCAGAAAUUAUCUAGCACAAAUAAUGUACAUUCUGAACAUUUCUUACACGAAAUUGUUAUAUGUUUCAUAAUGCAAAUUAGUGCAAUUAAUUUAGGACAAAAAUCGCAUAAUACUUUACUAUCGAUCCAAUUAUAACACACACAUACACACACACACAUAUAUAUAUGUUGUAUGUAUGUAUGUGCGUGUGUAUAUAUUCUUACUUGAUACUCAUAAAAAUCUUCACUUUCUCCACGCGCAAUAUGCUUGACAAUGUGAUAAGAAUAUGUAUAUUGUAUUUAACAUAUACUUCUUUAUACUUAUAAGAAUUGUUAAUUAUUAAGAAUCCUAUAAAGCCUUACUAACGAUAUGCUUCAGAAAAUUAUUUAAGGAAUCUCAUUUACAAACGAGAAAAGAGCAGAUAGAUUUAUUUUAUCGUUUCGAAUUUAUCGGUGAGAAAAGAUGAAACGUCUAUUAAGUACGUUUAUUACAUUACAAUAUUAUAACUUUGUAUCAUAAUACCGUUAACAUUGCUAUAUGUAAUAUUGCUAUGUAAUAAUAUUAAAAAAAAAAGGCUAAAGGCUCACCGUACAUAUUCUACAUGAAAAUAAUUCUUAAUUAAGUGUGAGUCACCUUCUGUUUCCACUUAAUAAAUAUUGAUGUUAAUAUUUUUUACAAAUAUUUGCAAAUUUUGUAUAAUAAUAUGUACAUAUCACACAUAUUAUUGCAUAUUUGUAAUAAUAUGUAUACGUAGAAACAGAAGAUGUGACAGAAACAAUGAUUUGGUAGAUCGAUCAUUUUUAAACCUAGGAUGCUUAAAUAAGUUUGGAGGUUCUGUAAUAUAUAUUUAUUUUCACGUUGUUAUAUUUAUAUUUUCGAUUAAACUCAUGUAUAAUCUUUAGAGUAUAAUCUUGAAACUACCAACCUGUAAUAUCCGCAUCUUAAAUGAGUCGGAAUUAUUUUAUUUUUAUUUCAAAAUUUGCAGGCUGUUUUGUCGGAAAUUUGUGCUUCCUAGGGUUAAAUUAGAUCGCGUUACGAUUAUCGGAGCGUAAAAAAGGUAAAUGUAAGCAGGAUGUUUUAUUUUGUUUCAUCGUAAGAUGAAGAAAAGCACCAUGUACUUUUAUGUAAUUUUUAUCCUGUUUAUACCUGGAAGUACUUUACAAUUACAUGUAUGUAUACAUAAUAAAACCUUCAACAUUAAUAUAUA
This is a messenger RNA of Dinoponera quadriceps, 3725 nucleotides long. It is a transcript of the gene Tmem63, whose product is annotated as CSC1-like protein 2. The transcript is spliced from 12 exons. Gene Ontology annotation, molecular function: calcium-activated cation channel activity. NCBI's taxonomy places the organism in Eukaryota, Metazoa, Arthropoda, Insecta, Hymenoptera, Formicidae. Gene Ontology annotation, cellular component: plasma membrane. The record is from RefSeq and is a predicted model, not a curated record. The coding region runs from base 154 to 2436 and encodes 760 amino acids.